Molecule: messenger RNA, 981 nt
Organism: Cyprinus carpio (common carp)
Lineage: Eukaryota; Metazoa; Chordata; Actinopteri; Cypriniformes; Cyprinidae
Product: phospholipase A2 inhibitor PIP-like
Exons: 4
Coding region: 592-981 (129 amino acids)
Source: RefSeq, a predicted model, not a curated record
AGUCAAGCCCUACCUGCCACGUAAGGAGUUGUGUAAUUCAUGCUUUUAAUAACAUGACAGGAGGACACUGACAAGGAGCUCGGCAGAUCAUAACACUUGAUUUAUUAAACAUGAAGAGGUGAACAUCAUGAAUUAGCCACAUCCGUUUACACAGUGCGCAUCAUAUCUCUCUCUCUACCUCUCACAACUGCGUGCAGACCAUUCUCUCUGUUCUUGUGAUAAUACCUCUAGAUCUUAUUAAAGUUAUAGAACAUUAAUUUUACCCUUAAAUUUCACUCCCUACACAGGUCAUUUUUUGGUCAACUGUCACUUUAAAGCUGCUAUCCGUAAAGUGCUAUACUUUUUUUCUUAUGAUCCAAAAUCAAUCAUUAAGCAAGUAACCAAUCAAAAAAAAAAAAAAAAAAAAAAAAACUAAACUAGUUUGACCCGUAUUAAUAACAGUGAACCACUUUUGUCUUUCUGUGUAAGUCACACAGGUUUGAAAUGACAUUAUCGUGAGAAAAUGAGACAAUGUUCACCCCGCCCCCAUCUGAUGAGCUAUAAAAUGAGCGCUGCAACAGACACAUUAUCUCAUUCACCUCCUGAUCAAAGAUGGAUCUGCAAAUCUCAAUUUUUCUUCUGUUUAUUCUUUUCACUGCAGGACACUCUCUCAGCUGUUAUGAGUGCUUAAGUCUGACAGGCUCUUGUACCCAGACAAGUCAGUGUCCCACUGAGUUAACCAACUGCUUGAACGCAAAAUUUAAUGUCUACGUUGCUCCAGUCACGGUUAGAGGUUGUGCUCCAUCUGUCUGUGCAAGUGGAUCCAUCAACCUCGGCUUUGGAAGAGGCUCUUCUCUGUGCUGUAACACUGAUCUCUGUAACGACCAAAAACUUCCAGAUCUCACUAACGCUCCCAAUGGAAAGACGUGUUACUUUUGUGAUGGUAAUACCUGCUCAAACACAGUGAACUGUUCAGGGAGUGAAGACCGCUGCCUUGUGUAA